AUGAGUGCGGCGAAUUACCCGGAUCCUACCCUUCCUCCCCCUUCUCAGAGUGAUGACUUUGACUUGAUCGUCCGCCAGCAGCCCACCCGGGCGCGUGUGGCCGGCGGGAAGGAGAAAGAACGCAAACCCGUUGACCCGCCGCCGAUUGUGCAGAUCAGGGUGAGGGAGGAAGGGACCUAUCUUGCUCAGCAUUAUCUGCAGAGCCCGUAUUUCUUCAUGUGCUGUAGUCUCUACGAUGCGCAGGAUGAUGCUCCAGCUCCAGGCUUACCGUCCACUAACCUCACUGGAACCUUGGUCUCGUCGCUGCAUCGACUAAAGGAUGUGGAUAACACCGACGGCGGCUUUUUCGUAUGGGGAGACCUGUCUGUUAAAGUUGAAGGAGAUUUCCGGCUGAAAUUCACGCUCUUUGAGAUGCGAAAAACUGAGGUUGUGUACUUGAAGUCAAUCAUUUCGGAUCGGUUCACCGUUUCGCCACCGAAGAGCUUCCCCGGAAUGGCCGAGUCGACUUUCCUCUCCAGAUCGUUUGCGGACCAGGGUGUGAAGCUCAGGAUCCGCAAGGAGCCGCGAACUAUAAUUAAGCGACAAGCGCCACGGCCAGAAGAAUUCCCUCAGGCUCUCCCACGCUCUCCCGAACGCUCCUCUAUGCAGAUUCCUGCAAGUAACUACCCUACGUACCAGGCACCGAAUCGUGACUACGCGUACUAUGGACCUGUGAAGCGUCAGCGAACAUCGGUCGAUUUUGGUACUAGAAACGUUUAUGAACCGGAAGGGCGGAUGCGUCAGAUAGAGGCAUACCCCCAAACUGCGGCCAUGUAUGGUCAACCGGGAAGCUAUCCGACUCCUAUGAUGCCAGGAUAUCCUACUGGACACACUGGAGUGCCCGACUAUGCGAUGUCGUACGGGCUUCCAUCAUCUACUCAAGUCUCCCAGAUCCAAGAUCCGGGUGCUCAAAGCCGGUCUAGUCAGCAAGCGACUAUGCAAUCUUUAGGCAUGGUGAAUCAACCGGGUACACCUACUCCAGAGUCGACACGAGCAAUGAUGCAACAAGGAUAUCCUCGACCCCACUACACCGGUAGCUCUACAGUUCUUCCACCCCUGCAACAAGGACGCAAUUACCCGCAGGGGACGAACGGCACAUCGGCGAGAGGAUAUUUCGAACCAUCGCCCCAGGCAGCUACGCCCAUACUGCCAUCUCAGCCUCUCGCACCGAGUGAAGCCGAUCGAUAUGGUGUCACACCAGGCCAGACAGGGUUUGACCAUCCAGGCUCAGCAAAUGGAACCCCCCGUUAA
Molecule: messenger RNA, 1290 nt
Organism: Aspergillus calidoustus
Lineage: Eukaryota; Fungi; Ascomycota; Eurotiomycetes; Eurotiales; Aspergillaceae
Source: the annotation of a GenBank genome assembly